GUGGUUCGACGUCUGCGCACUUGUCCCCCACCACCGUGACUGAUGCUCGAAUAACGCCCUCUACUUCAAUUGUCCCGUGCUGGCCAUGGAAGUCUUCUCAUAGCGACAGCCGUCUGUCCCUUCACGCUGACACCGCCGUCGCCGCGCCGUCCAACGGCGGCAUCAGCGCAAUCGCCGCAUAGUUUGCGCAAGGACGCUGUAAACAGCCACAUUGUCGCAAUACCCGUAGGACGAAUCGGCCUGCAGUGCAACCGCCCGCCAUGCCGUCGACCUCACCUCCCCCUACGCCUUUGAUCCGUCGCCCCGUCUCGCUCGACGACUCCGACUCGGACAGUUCGCAGGCGACGCUGCAACAACGCCGCUCUCCACUGCCCACGUCGGUACUGUCACCCUCGGCACGUUCGCCGCGCUCUCUCGACCCGCCUACUGCUGGCCCCCCGCCGCCGACACCGUCAUCUUCUUCAUCGUCAUCGGCGCAGAAUUACUCACGGCCGGGCUUUGUGCGCGAUGCAACCCAGAGCCAGGGUCACAUCGGGGCGCAUAAUAUAGGACACCGCCCACGCCAGCGCUCGCAGGGUUACUUUGAGCCCAGCCUCAGUUCGAUGCGUGAAGGUCAGGGUCAGCUCACGGCCUCGCAGAUUGCUGCCCAGGCCGCAUAUGCCCAGAACCCCCAGCACAUCCGCAAGCGUUCCACCACCAUCCCCGCUCCCAAUGAGCAGGCACAGGCGGGACGCGGCCAGCCCAUGAGCCCCCCGCCUGUGCCUACGCAAGGCGUAACCUUCAAGACCAAUGGCAUGUCGUACCAGAAUGGCGUCGUCGGUGGACGGAUGGCCGCGACCACGGCGGCGAAUGCUGCAUUUCCUCGUAGUCCGCUGAAUUCACCUGGUAUAGAGGGGGCGCAGCCACAGUCGUCGCCUAAGCCUGCAUCGACUCCGGAACCACAGCAGUUGCAAAAGAUAAAGGAGAGCAAAAGCAAGAUGAAACUGUUUUCGUCCAAGCCAAAGAACAUCAAAGUGGACAACCGCCUGGACAGCAAGCACCAGGCACUGCCGUCACCGGGUAAGAUUGGCAUUGGCAUUCACAGCUCCCAGGCCCUCAAUCGCAUGAUGAUGGCCGGCUCGACGACGAGCCUGGUCGAGUCGACCGUCAGCAGCAGCACCUCGCUGUACUCUUCUGCCAAUGCCUCCACGUCCACUCUAGUUCCCCCACGGAAUGAUUCGCUGCCGGAGCGGAAAGAGGAGAAGCACAAGCACCACUUCCUGUCACGGCAGAAACACAAGCUCAAAGACCAGGACAGUUUUGCUCUUCCCCUGUCGUCAGCGAACAGCAACUCGAAGCCCACAAAUCCCAGUGCGCCAGAACCCCUCUACUCCUUCGCCGCGCCUUCUUCGCCAGGCCAUUCCAGCACUUUUGCUAGUUCUGUGACUGGUCUGGAUCUGCGACACGGUGGGCGGCAUUUGAGACGCGCCAAAAAGGAGGAGAAGGCAAACGCUUUUCUCGACGCUCAACUAGAGCCUCCGUACAGAGAACGGAUGAACUCGGUUAGCACGGAAAGAGCAGAGUGGCCGUCAUUAGCGAGCAAUAUCACAAGUGCAUCAAGCCACACCACGCCUGGACAGACGAUAUCACACACGACGGAAAUGUUGCAUCUAGGCAGCUCGUUCGGCAUCAAUGGCCUGUCACCAGACGACGCCUGGCCGUUGUUGAAAGCAAGAGUGUUACUAAUCUUCGAAGGCGAGGACCCACGACCACCUGUAGAAGACUUCAACGCCCUAGUCACUGUACACAUCAAACGCUGCAUUCACAAGCGCUCCCCCAUAAUCCUCAUAGAAGACCUCAACGAACUCCUCUCCACCGGCUUUGGCUCCCUAGACCAGACGCUCCGACACGUGCCCGAUGACCGGCUUAUCCCACAUCUUGUAGAGAUGUGGCUUGUUGUAUUUACCACCAUCCUUCCCUUCUUACAAGCUGUAUUCCUACCCCUCGACCUGGAGUUUAGAGGCUCGGGCAUCAUGACAUCGGCGCAAGCCGCCGAGUUCUGGGGCGUCAUGCUGCCGGAUGAGAUGAACACGAAAAGUCCAGAUCACCUCAACAUACCCAUUCUAGGCGAACUAGAAGUCCGACGCAUCACACUCCUCAUAUUCAGAGACAUUGUCAUACUUCCACGCUACGAGGCGCUAAUGGCCAUUUUCUCCCGUCUAUCCCUCGAGAACCUAAACGCGGGAUUGGAAUCUCCUUCUCCCAUUCCACACGACACACGCCCAGGCACCGCGGGAAGCGCAAACGAUGUCCUGCCAAUGGGUAGUCUUAAUUCCACCUCCCAGAGCUCAGGCGGCUACUUAGAAUCCACAACCAGUAUAACAUCCUCGACGUUCGCCAGCACAAGAUCCCGCGCUACCUCCAACACAUCCGCUGGUUCCUUCUCCUCAAACCCCUCGCAACAUCCACCUACCAUGUCCCACCUCCACCCCCCGCCGCCUACCUCGCACUCCAACCUCCCGCCCGCCGCCCUGCGCCAACAACCAAUGGACUCGACCAAAGUCACCGAAACAGUCGGUCGCAUGCUGCAAUGCGUGUCUGUGCUAGUUAGUCUGCAGUCCAGCGAUGAUGCACAGGAAAAGAUUGGUAGGUUGAACAAGGAGCUCAAGUAUAAUUGGCUGGGUAGGGGCAGGACGGGGAGACAGCGGCAGGGUUUUGUGGGGCCGAGGAGUAGAGGGGGUGGGUUGAAUCUUGCAGCCGGGGGGAUUACGGUGCCGGGGUUGGCCUAG
Pyrenophora tritici-repentis Pt-1C-BFP is the source of this 2768-nucleotide messenger RNA. Its product is annotated as HbrB multi-domain protein. Gene Ontology annotation, cellular component: TORC2 complex. The record is from RefSeq and is a predicted model, not a curated record. Gene Ontology annotation, biological process: TORC2 signaling. NCBI's taxonomy places the organism in Eukaryota, Fungi, Ascomycota, Dothideomycetes, Pleosporales, Pleosporaceae.